Messenger RNA from Orycteropus afer afer, 837 nucleotides. NCBI's taxonomy places the organism in Eukaryota, Metazoa, Chordata, Mammalia, Tubulidentata, Orycteropodidae. The record is from RefSeq and is a predicted model, not a curated record.
AUGGAGCUACGGGCCUCGGACGGCUAUUUCUUGGGCGAUGUGGGUUUCUGGGUGGAACGGACCCCUGUGCAUGAAGCAGCUCAGCGGGGUGAGACGCUGCAGCUGCAGCGGCUGAUAGAGAGUGGUGCCUGCGUCAACCAGGUCACGGUGGACUCCAUCACGCCUCUGCAUGUGGCCAGUCUGCAGGGCCAGACACAGUGUGUGCAGCUGUUGCUGGCCGCUGGAGCCCGGGUGGAUGCCCGCAACAUUGAUGGCAGCACCCCUCUUUGCGAUGCCUGUGCCUCCGGCAGCAUCGAGUGUGUGAAGCUGCUGCUGUCCCAUGGGGCGAAGGUCAACCCACCCCUGUACACGGCAUCCCCACUGCACGAGGCCUGCAUGAGUGGAAGUUCUGAAUGUGUGAGGCUUCUUAUUGAUGUUGGGGCCAAUCUUGAAGCACAUGAUUGCCACUUUGGGACUCCUCUGCAUGUUGCCUGUGCAAGGGAGCAUCUGGACUGUGUUAAGGUGCUGCUCAAUGCAGGGGCCAACGUGAAUGCAGCAAAACUUCAUGAGACAGCCCUUCAUCACGCUGCCAAGGUGAAGAACGUGGACCUCAUUGAGAUGCUCAUUGAAUUUGGAGGGAACAUAUAUGCCAGAGACAACCGAGGGAAGAAGCCUUCUGACUAUACAUGGAGCAGCAGCGCCCCAGCAAAGUGCUUUGAGUACUAUGAAAAGACACCUCUGACCCUGUCACAGCUUUGCAGAGUGAGCUUGAGGAAGGCCACUGGAGUAAGAGGACUGGAGAAAAUCGCCAAGUUAAAUAUCCCUCCCCGGCUCAUUGAUUUCCUUUCCUACAACUAA